Messenger RNA from Durusdinium trenchii, 1338 nucleotides. The record is from the annotation of a GenBank genome assembly. NCBI's taxonomy places the organism in Eukaryota, Dinophyceae, Suessiales, Symbiodiniaceae.
AUGCCUUUUUCUCUCCCAGAGACCUCGCCUUCUCGACCUCGCCUUCUCCACGGGCCGACACAGGUCUUGGCUUACUGUGGCAUCGGCCUCGUGGCCUCGAUCCUGGGCGAGCUGGCGGCCGGCGUCUGGCGGGUGCCGGUGGAUCUGGUGAAGCAGCGUCAGCAAGCCGGCGGAGGACAACGUCUAGGAGCAGUGGUGCAAGGUGUUGUCAGCACACAGGGCUCGAUUUUCGUGGCUUCGUUGCAGGCCUCCUUGCUGCGGGAUGUCACUCACAGCAGCCUGCAGUUUCCAAUGUAUGAAUACUUAAAGUUGGUUUGCGCCAACUUGAACGGAAUCUCCAAGGAGUCUUUGCCAACCUGGCAAGCAGCCUCUUGUGGCACAGUGGCAGGUGUGAUUUCGGCCUUCUUGUCGACGCCCUUGGACGUGCUUCGAACCCGUUUGAACCUACGGGAGGAUCACCUUUGCCCGACCCACUCGCGGAAGAAGGCCUCACAGCUCUUGAAAGAGGAGGCCUUGCUGGUCUACCGCGGUCCGCGUGGCUUCCUGGGCUUCUUCGCGGGGUGCACCUGUCGCGCCGCCUGGAUGGGCCUGGGCGGCUUCAUCUUCCUGGGUCAGUCCGCCAGCAUCCCCAGUGCUGCCCAAGUGCCUUGGGCGUCUGCGGAAAGGCGAGACGCCGUCCCGCCCGGUCCGCGGGCGCCGAGCCCCGCGAGCCCCUCCACGGACCGGCAACUGGGCUCUGAGCCGCCAGUCUUGGUGUCCUUCUCCUGUGGCCUGUUGGCAGGCGUGGCUGUAGAUGUUCCGCUGCACCCUUUGGAUACGCUGAAGACACGCGUGCAGUCCAGAGAAGGGUUUUGGCCCGCUGGCGGCUAUCGCAACCUGUGGAGUGGGCUGAGUGCCGUCCUUGCCGUCUCUUUGCCUGGAAGUGCGCUGUUCUUUGUGCUCUACGAGUCCUCCAGGCACUUCCUCGAGCGCCGGAUUCCGGUGGCUCAACAUGACAAGUCCAUCGCCAUGUCUCGGGAUGCUGUGGCCGCCUCGGUGGCGGACGUGGGCGCCUGUGUGGUGCGGGUGCCGUGCGAAGUGCUCAAACAGCGCAUGCAAGCGCUCGGGCCUUGUGGAGUUGCGCUGAGCUUCACACAAACCGUGUCGAAGGUCUGGGAAGAGGGGGUCCGCGGCUUUUUCGCUGGCUUUGCCGCCACCGCGAUGCGAGAGGUGCCGUUUGCACUCAUCCAGAUGCCUCUCUUCGAGGAGCUGAAGCACAACCACCCCUGGGCAGCCAGAGCGCAAAGGGAAGGCAACAAACAGGAGCAAGGCCAAGCAAUGCGCAUUUUGGGCGAAUGA